Messenger RNA from Diospyros lotus (date-plum), 1555 nucleotides. Its product is annotated as DNA repair protein XRCC3 homolog. Gene Ontology annotation, cellular component: replication fork; Rad51C-XRCC3 complex. NCBI's taxonomy places the organism in Eukaryota, Viridiplantae, Streptophyta, Magnoliopsida, Ericales, Ebenaceae. Gene Ontology annotation, biological process: t-circle formation; double-strand break repair via synthesis-dependent strand annealing; resolution of mitotic recombination intermediates. The coding region runs from base 225 to 1118 and encodes 297 amino acids. The record is from RefSeq and is a predicted model, not a curated record. Gene Ontology annotation, molecular function: ATP-dependent DNA damage sensor activity; ATP binding; four-way junction DNA binding. The transcript has a single exon.
CAUGAAUGCAUGAUUUGUUUAAUAUGGAUGAUUAAACAAAACAAACCUUGUAAAAGUAAAUUAGAACAUUUAGAAUAAAUGAAUUGUCCUCCACUCCACUCCACUCCACACACAUCCAUUUUGCAUUUGGCGCUCUUCCAAGCGAUUCAAAUUAUAAUCAUCAAACCCCCUUUUGUAGGAAAAACAAAGCGCCAUCAGAUUAUCAUUUCACAUCAAUCUCGCUGAUGAGACCCGAAAAUCUUCUCCAACCCCACCGCCCCACCCAGAAGUGCACCGUCGGCUGCCCCAUCCUCGACCGCCUUCUCUGCGGCGGCGUCCCCUGCAGCUCCAUCACCGAGCUCGUCGCCGAGAGCGGCUCCGGCAAGACCCAACUCUGCCUCCAACUCCUCCUCUCCGCCCAGCUCCCGCCCUCCCACGGCGGCCUGGCCGCCUCCUCCCUCUUCCUCCACUCCGAGCUCCCCUUCCCCUCCCGCCGCCUCCGCCAACUCUCCCACUCCUUCCUCUCCUCCCACUCCCAUCUCUUCCCUUCCCACGAUCCCUGCGAGCGCAUCUUCGUCCAUCCACUAUAUUCUGCAGACCACCUGUUCGAGGUAUUGCUCCGGGUCGAUUCGCUGCUAUCCAACCCUCCGAUCCGGUUUCCCAUCAAGUUGAUUGUGAUUGAUUCGAUUGCGGCGCUGUUCAGGUCCGAAUUCGAUAACAACCCUGGCGAUCUGAAGAGGAGAUCGUCUUUGUUUUUCAAAAUUUCUAGCAAGUUGAAGUUCCAGGCGCAUAGGUUUGGCGUUGCUGUUGUGGUCACCAACCAGGUGGUUGAUUUCGUGGGAUCAUCCCAGGGUUUGGAUGGGCUGAGGGUUGGGAAUUUGGUUUAUCUGUCUUCAUCCGGGAGGCGGGUUUGUCCUGCUUUGGGACUGUCGUGGGCCAAUUGUGUGAAUUCAAGGUUGUUCUUGUCAAGAGAUGAGGAGAUAGUGGGUCAAGAGAAUGGUGGUGUCGACGUAGCUGGUGAUGAUUGUGCACCAAGACGAACAAAGAGGCAAAUCCGUGUCGUUUUUGCACCUCAUUUGCCUGAAUCAUCUUGCGAGUUUGUGAUCUUGAGAGAAGGGGUUUUUGGGCUUGAAAGAUAAUGGAGAUGCUGGAAUAAAGAUGGUCUUUUUGUGUUCCUCUGGAAGUUGGGUCUGCGCUACUUAUUACUAUUACAUGCCAAACAGUGGUUGAUCGUAUUGUCUAUAUUACACGAGCUUGGGAUUGUAAGAGAACUGGGUUUUCUAGGUUGAAGACAUUGGAAAUCUCCGAAGAGACUUGAUAAGAUGGUGCGGAAUGAUAUGCAAAGAAUUUUGUUUCAACUAUUUGAAGUGAAACAACUCAGUUACGACAGAUCUUGUAGCCUUCACUUCUCUCCAGUCUUUUUGAGCACUUCUCUUCAAGCAGAACAAUGAAAUCUGAGAGAAUUUUUAUAAGUUUUGUGGGGUAGGUGUAUAUAUGUAAAACUUCAAUGCUGUAGUAUUCACAAACACAGAGUGUGUUAAUUUAUUCAGUGCUACCCGAUGCUUUCUUUCCCACA